AUGGAACUAACUGAAGAUGAAGAAAAAGCUCAUAAGAAAGCAGACCGCGAGCGUAAACGUCAAGAUGCACGUGAUGCGGCAGAUAAAAAGAAGCGAUUUGGUUUAACACCGGAAAAAAAGCGAAAACUAAGGUUACUCAUUAUGAAAGUGGCCGCGGAUAAACUGAAAAAUGUUGCGCAACAACGCUCAGAAGCGAAAAAACAUUAUAUGGAAGAACGUGUUAAACCAUUACCGAAAGAUUUCGAUAGUUUAACAGAAGGUACGUAUUUUGUUAUCUGA
Molecule: messenger RNA, 279 nt
Organism: Didymodactylos carnosus
Lineage: Eukaryota; Metazoa; Rotifera; Eurotatoria; Philodinida; Philodinidae
Source: the annotation of a GenBank genome assembly